UUAAGUUCCUUUCAAAGAAAUCAUCUAAAAGUGGCAGCAGGAAGAUGUAUGGGGUAGCAGUGUCAAAACAGCUCACAUACAAAAGCCACACCAGCAUCAAUAAUUCUGCAAGGUUUGCCUGUCAUGCUUCAAGCACAAGUUUACCCCUGCCCCCCCCAACAUACACAUCCAUACAGAGUGCGAGAGAGAGAGAGAGACUGAGAUGUGCCGAGUGAGCAAACCCUUCCGUGAAGCAUGAAAAGCAUUGCAUUGAGUCAUUAUGUAGCACUUCCACAACUGCACCCAUCCAGAGAAGCACAGCACUGUAGUUUCAUGGACCUUCUUCACAAUAUUUUUUCUUACUUUCCCACCAAGACGGUGUUUUCUUUGCACACUCAGACUGGCAACCAUUGAUCUGGGGAUAAUGGAGCUAUCACUGAUGGCAGCACAGCACUUCCCGGCUGUAAGUGCAGCCUUCAUGGAUUCUCCGUACAACGGCAAUGCGUCCUUGCAGACAUCCACCUCCAACCUCAAUGCUAGCUACUCUAGACCCUCAGAAGCAGAGGAUGAUGGGAAAGUGUCCAGUGACACCAUUUGGCUGUGGAUCGCUGUGCUGGCAACCAUUGGCAACAUAGUGGUGGUGGCGGUGGUUUGCGCCUGUGCCUUCUGACCUGAUGGAAGCAGAAAUACUGCUGCUGUUGCAUAAUGGAAAACCUUAUGUAACCUGAAAGUAUAUUUUUUCUUAGACAUGAUGUAAAGUAGCCUUACUUUUAGAUUGAUGACUUUAGAUUUUUAUUUUUGUUCUUAGAAGUGUAAGCUUUAGUUCGAAAGGGAAUUUGCAUGGGGUUCUUCAUUCAAACAAUUUUGAUAUUUUUCAACAAAUGAAAGAGUAGAAAUGUUAAACUCAAUUUAAAAAGUUAAAAAGGUCACACAAAACUAUUUGUUUCAAGUUGUGCAGUUAGUGUAGAGAGUGCAAUAAUGUUUUAAAAAAAGCCACAGAAUUAGCAGGUGGAUUUAACAUAACAUAGAGUCAC
This is a messenger RNA of Scatophagus argus, 1013 nucleotides long. RefSeq lists its product as uncharacterized. The coding region runs from base 404 to 649 and encodes 81 amino acids. The record is from RefSeq and is a predicted model, not a curated record. The transcript is spliced from 2 exons. NCBI's taxonomy places the organism in Eukaryota, Metazoa, Chordata, Actinopteri, Scatophagidae.